AUGUCCGAAAUCACACCGACUUUCAAGCCCGCCCUAAUACUCCAUGGAGGUGCAGGCAAUAUUCGGCGCGAUAAGCUACCACCAGAUCUCUACGACAAACACCAUACCUCCCUUCAAUCCUACCUCCGGUCAACCCAUGCACUCCUUAAAGACGGUGCCUCCGCCCUCGAUGCCGCUGUUCACGCUGUAUCGUUGAUGGAAGAUGACGAACUAUUCAAUUGUGGCCGUGCGAGCGUCUUCACUACAGCGGGCACGAUCGAAAUGGAAGCUUCCAUCAUGGUCACCACAGUUCAAGAUCCCAACCAGAAUCGACCAGGGGAAAUGAAAAAGGCCGCAGCUGUCAUGAAUGUAAGGAAUGUGCGGCAUCCCAUCCAACUCGCGCGCGAAUCGCUCUUGCGAACCGGCCAGACUCCCCAUGGUAAACCUACGCACGACGGUGGUAGCAUGCACCCCCAGCUCGCAGGGCCUCAUGUGGAGACUCUUGCUCGGGAGUGGGGUCUUGAAUUCAAGCCCGAUGAAUGGUUCUGGACACAGCGUCGCUGGGACGAGCAUCAACGGGGGCUGGAGGGCAAAGACGAACCUAUAUCUUUGAGUCAGGGCACGGUUGGUUGUGUCUGUCUGGACCAGUGGGGCAAUCUGGCCGUUGCUACCAGUACGGGUGGUAAGACGAAUAAGCUUCCCGGUCGCAUUGGAGAUACUCCGACUCUGGGCGCUGGGUUCUGGGCCGAGGCGUGGGAUCUGAUGUUCCCGGGACAUACAAUCGCUCUCGCUCUCGAGGCCGCGUCUCCUGUAGCCUCGCACGGAAAUACCGACGUACCCGCCCCGGCGCCAAGAUUCAUGGGCAAAGUCGUCACUGGCACCAUGGCUGGUGUGCAUGAGUUCUGUGGGAACUUGAAAGAUAGCUUGCGGAGCUGCCUGGGUUCACGUCCUAGGGGUCAAAAUCUUGAUCCUCCAGCCUAUUCAUCUUGUCCACCUAGCGUACAUGGAUACGCAAGAAAAGCCAUGGCAAUCUCAGGGACCGGGGACGGCGACUCGUUCCUUCGACUAGCUGCAGCACAUUCAGUCGCCUCGCUAUCUCGGCUGCAAAAUUUCUCCGUUGGCCAGGCUGUCAAGUCUGUAGCUGGCCCGGGUGGUGCGCUGCAGCGCUCUGCUGGGCCCCGGUGGGGAAUCACUGGCGAAGGCGAGGGUGGAUUUAUUGGAAUUGAGGUUGAUACGGAGUGCACUGGUGAUUCUGCUGAAGAGUUGAGAAAGCUACGGCGUGGAAAUGUGGUCUUUGACUUUAAUUGUGGUGGGUUGUGGCGUGCCUGGAUUGAGCAUGAUGGGAAUGGAAAGGAUGUCGAGAGGAUCAUGGUGUUCCGAGAUGAGUAUGAGUAA
Messenger RNA from Penicillium daleae, 1374 nucleotides. RefSeq names its product isoaspartyl peptidase/L-asparaginase. The record is from RefSeq and is a predicted model, not a curated record. NCBI's taxonomy places the organism in Eukaryota, Fungi, Ascomycota, Eurotiomycetes, Eurotiales, Aspergillaceae. Bases 1 to 1374 code for a protein of 457 amino acids. Gene Ontology annotation, molecular function: hydrolase activity. The transcript has a single exon.